AUGCCUCAGGAUAUGCCGCCCACCGGCGGCUACGAGCCCGUCCAAUACAAGCGCAACUUGCCCGCCCGCGGUUUCCGUCCUGCCACCUACCUGCUCAUGGUCGGCGCCAUCUGCACCUACGGUUUCUGGCGCGUGGGCCAGGGCAUCCGCGAACAAAAGUAUGCAAACCAAUUCCGUACCUAG
Molecule: messenger RNA, 183 nt
Organism: Aureobasidium musti
Lineage: Eukaryota; Fungi; Ascomycota; Dothideomycetes; Dothideales; Saccotheciaceae
Source: the annotation of a GenBank genome assembly